AGUAGUCCUAGCCAGGACCUAAGUUGUGAUGAGAAAUCAGUCCAGAUACUUGAUCGCAAGAUUCAAGUUUUACGAGGCAAUAAUAUUGUUCUCGUCAUGUAGUGGAACCAUCACAGGAUGGAAAAGGCCACAAAAGAGAUGAAUGAAACGAAUGACUAGUAUCACAAGAUAGAAUACCAGAUAUGCAAUUCCGAGGACGGAAUUUUUAUAAGGAUGGAGGAAUGUAAUACCCCGUUUCCCCGAGAUAAAUUUAGAAUUUAUUUUGAACUUAGAAGUCAGGAUGAUUCACGCCGGAUAUAAAGAAAAUAAAUUUAUUUUUAAUUCCAACAAAAAUAAUUUACAAAAACAUUUGUAAAUUUAGUUAUUAAAUUUAUGUGCGUCGCAUAUUUAUUUAAUUUAGCAUUCAAAGCAUUUUUGCGAGCAUUUAGUCAGCAAACCCUGAAGAAUUAUUACAGUUUUCAUAGUAUAACCCGGAAGACUUUAUUUUAUUAUAUUUAAUUUCUCCACCAAAUUUCCCACAUCUACCUACUCUUCCACCUCCUCCAUGACAGCCAUGCCACCUUCCUUUACACCUCCUUUCCACCUCCAUGACAGCCCUUUACACUUAACAUCCACUUUCAAAUUUCACUUAACAUCACUGCAGCCAAGUCAUUCCUCCUCCUACGCCAUAUCCCCUUCUCCUACAAAUCCGACAGCAAAUUCAUUCUCCCAAUCUCCAAAAUCUUUCAACAUUCAUUAUAUAUUUAUUUUCCACUCAAGAGAAGCUCAAAAGAAAUCCAGACAACAACGACUCAACUCCAUCCAAAAUUCCUUAAGGCUUUGUGGACCAAGGGGAUUAGCACUGCUUUCCCAAGACAGGUUAUGUGAUUAUGAUCUUCAGGCUUUGCCUAUCCAGGUUGAGCAGCUGAUGGAAUGGAAUGAUGUUGAGCGGGUGUUCCUUUAACAUUUCAAGAAAUGUAACCUUGAGUAUACAUCUUCAUAUGUAUAUCUCACACGUUUUCCGCUGCAAAACACUUUGAUUAGGAUAACUUUAUGUUAUGAAAUUGUGACACGUGUUAUUGAGUAACCCACCUUAAUCAGUUCUCAUUUAUGUGUAUGUUUUAUAAGUAUCCAAAUAAUCAUAUAUGAUCCCAGCAUUUUAUCUAUGAGUGACAUUUCCAUAUACUUUAAUGUUAAGUAAUUGUCCAUUUC
This is a messenger RNA of Salvia miltiorrhiza (redroot sage), 1191 nucleotides long. RefSeq lists its product as uncharacterized. The record is from RefSeq and is a predicted model, not a curated record. Bases 545 to 943 code for a protein of 132 amino acids. The transcript is spliced from 3 exons. Lineage: Eukaryota; Viridiplantae; Streptophyta; Magnoliopsida; Lamiales; Lamiaceae.